AUGAAAUAUUAUUUAGAAUUCUUGAAAAAAAAAUUAUUAAAGAAAAAGAAAUUGUCUAUAAAGAGUGAGACAAUAAAUAAAUAUUCUAAAAAUCAACCAUUAGACAUAAAGAAAACGGAAAUAGAUAUAGUGAAAAAGAAUUUAACAAAUAAAGAUAAAAUUAAAGAAGAUAAUAAUUUAAAAUUGAUCAAAUUAGCAAAUACAAAUACACUAGAAUCAAGUACAAAUAUAAAAUUUACAUUGCAAAAUAUAAAGUGUAAUGAAAUUAGAAGAUUUUAUUUAAAUAAUAGCAACAAUUUUGUGAAUUCAGAUGGAUUAAAAUGUAACAUUUUAUCAGCCGUAUAUUGUAAUGAAAAAAAUAUUUUAUUUUAUUUAUUAGUAUUUUCUUUCACAAAUAUAGACAAAUAUUAUUUAGAAUUAAUAAAGAUUCAUAUAAGAAAUUCUAAAACUGAAGAAUCAAUUGUUAAAAAUGCUGAAUUUAUAAUAGUAAAUAAAAAUAAUAACAUAAAAAAUGAAAAUAAAAGAACAUUUACAAAUAUUAAAAUAGCUAUGAAAAUACAAGAAAACAAAAAAAUUAGUCAAUUCGCUAAUCAUAAUAGUUUUAUUCAAGAUAUAUCACUUGAUAAUAUAUUUUAUAUAAUUGAAUAUAGGAAAUGGCAUAAUUAUUGUGACUGUUUUGAAAAUGCAAAUUAUAAUGCUUUAAAUAGUAGAUACUAUAAGAAAAAUAUUUAG
This is a messenger RNA of Plasmodium relictum, 732 nucleotides long. RefSeq names its product conserved Plasmodium protein, unknown function. The transcript has a single exon. Bases 1 to 732 code for a protein of 243 amino acids. Lineage: Eukaryota; Apicomplexa; Aconoidasida; Haemosporida; Plasmodiidae. The record is from RefSeq and is a predicted model, not a curated record.